AUGUCAAAAAACGCUCAGGUUGACGAUCUUGCCCAUGGGCUUGCAGGUGCCGGAGGGGGAAUUCUCUCAAUGAUUAUCACUUAUCCCCUUCUGACCCUAUCAACCCAUGCCCAAUCUUCAAAAACCCAGAAACCACUAGAUGGCUCUGUAGAUGAGAAGGAAUUGGAGCCCAAGAAGUCUUCAACUUACGGUACUCUAAAACGGAUUUUGAAAAAGCAGGGAGUUCGGGGUCUCUACAACGGGCUGGAAAGUGCUAUCCUUGGGAUAGCAGUCAACAACUUCAUUUAUUACUACUUCUAUGAGCUAACUGGAAACACUUUGGAAGGCUUGUCCCGUGGUAGAAAGAGAGGUUCCAGAGUUGGUGGUCUCUCUGCAUUCCAAAGUAUUGUUGCUGGAGCUAUUGCUGGUGUGAUUUCCCGUAUUGCCACAAAUCCUAUCUGGGUAGCAAAUACCAGAAUGACUGUUCUUUCCAGAGAACAGAGAGAUCUGAAGAGGGUAAACACAUUGCAGGCAAUUUUGUACAUCUUCAAGACUGAGGGAUUCAAAACGCUGUUCAGUGGCCUCAUUCCGGCAUUGUUUUUGGUCCUGAACCCGAUCAUUCAUUACACGAUUUUUGAGCAACUGAAAACACUACUGGUAAAGACAAGAAAGAGAGCGUUGACUCCCUUGGAUGCUUUACUGUUGGGUGCUUUUGGAAAACUUAUUUCAACGGUGAUCACCUACCCCUACGUCACCCUGAGAACUAGAAUGCAUUUGCAAAACGCUGAGAAUGCUAGGAAUUCUUCCGGUGAGAGCUCAGUCAGCAAUUCCGCUGUUCUUUCGGCCACGUCAGACGAAGACUUGGGCAAAGAGGGCGACAACGAGAAAAAGAUUGCCCAGGAACAACCUACCAACACUAUUUGGGGCCUUUCCACGAAAAUGUUAAAAGAAGAAGGAAUAUCAAGUUUCUACAGUGGAAUGUCUGUCAAGUUAUCGCAGUCAAUCUUGUCAGCUGCCUUUUUGUUCUUUUUCAAAGAAGAGUUGGUAUCAGCCAGUGAUGUGGCAAUUAAGGCGGUGAAAAAGGUCGACUACAAGUCUUUCUUGAAUAACCCCGCUCAAGUAGUGCCUGAUUUGAACCCUGCACCAUCUCCCAAUGCUGACGGCUCUCCAGUGGAUAUUUAG
Komagataella phaffii GS115 is the source of this 1161-nucleotide messenger RNA. RefSeq names its product Mitochondrial NAD+ transporter, involved in the transport of NAD+ into the mitochondria (see also YE. Gene Ontology annotation, molecular function: NAD transmembrane transporter activity; coenzyme A transmembrane transporter activity; AMP transmembrane transporter activity. Bases 1 to 1161 code for a protein of 386 amino acids. NCBI's taxonomy places the organism in Eukaryota, Fungi, Ascomycota, Pichiomycetes, Pichiales, Pichiaceae. The record is from RefSeq and is a predicted model, not a curated record. The transcript has a single exon. Gene Ontology annotation, cellular component: peroxisomal membrane.